Molecule: messenger RNA, 810 nt
Organism: Ostreobium quekettii
Lineage: Eukaryota; Viridiplantae; Chlorophyta; Ulvophyceae; Bryopsidales; Ostreobiaceae
Source: the annotation of a GenBank genome assembly
AUGGCGGGCUUCCAGCCGACCGCGCCCCCCGCGCGGGCCCUGGGAUCCGCCCACUCCGCCAUGAUGGCAUCUUUCCAGAACUUGCGGCUGUCGCCCGCGGGAGGGAGGUCCCGCGCCGCCCCCGGGCCAGUGGUGGCGCGCGCCCCGGAGGCAGGCGUCGGCAUGAUGGGCACCAAGGUGGCGAUGCGGACGUUUUUCACCGAGGAGGGCCUGGCGUACGGCGCGACGAUCAUCGGAUUCGAGCCCGGCAACGUGGUGUCGCAGGUUAAGACGAAGGCGAGUGAUGGCUACGAGGCGGUUCAGGUGGCGUAUCGGGGGGCAAAGGAGAAAUCGGUGAAGGCUCCCGUGAGGGGACACCUGAAAAAGCAUGGUGUGGAGCCGAUGAAGCACAUCAGGGAAUGGAGGCUCACUGAUCCCGAAGUGGUGGCCAAAUAUGAGCCAGGGCAACAGCUGGAUGUGAAUGAAAUCUUCAAAGUUGGGGAGGUUGUGGAUGUGGCAGGGAAGACAAUUGGGAAAGGCUUUCAGGGUGCGAUCAAGAGGUGGCACCACAAGCGUGGCUUGAUGACUCAUGGGUCCAAAUCCAAGAGGGAGCAUGGGUCCAUUGGGGGUGGCAGCGCCACCCCCAGCCGCGUGUUCCCAGGCAUGAAGAUGGCUGGACACAUGGGAAAUGUGAGGAGGAAGAUGAAGAGGCUGGAGAUCCUAGAGAUCGACCCUGAAGGGGAGUACAUCGUCGUUAAAGGUGCUGUGCCUGGAAAGAGGGGUAAUGUGCUGCAGAUCUCGCCAUCAAAGAUUGUUGGAGUCAACUGCUGA